AUGCGAGCGUACAACAGGGAAAUUGAUAGGCUACAGGUCUCUGCGUGCAGUGAGUGCCAGCGCACCAAUAUUCAUCGGCUGAGGACCCAGAGCUAUGCCCUGUCGAGGAUCGUGGCAAAGACAGGGGGAAUGGGGCUAGCCAAAGCGCGAGAAGUGUACACAAACUGCAUCCGGUCGGCGCUGGCCUCUGGCGCAUCAUCGUUUCACAUCCCCACGGAUGUGGGAGGCGAGCCUGCAAAGAAAGGCAUCACUAAGGCCCUCGGGAAGGCCCAGAAUAAGAGCUUGCGGAUUGUGGCGGGAGCCUUUAAGUCUACCCCCAUCCGUAACCUCGAGACAGAGACAUGGGUACCACCAUUGGACUUGUACCUAAACAAACGGCUUGCAGAUUUCGAAAACCGACUCCAACGACCCGAUCUGGACGACGGUCGAGGCGGCAAGAAGACGGCGGCGAGCGUUGUCCUCACCGCCUGCCGCAAGAUACAGCAGAGACUUAGCUCGAGGCGGGGCAACAGGGGCCGACCGCGAACCUUGGGACCUCAAGGGCCUACGGCGGUGGAGAGAGCCGCGGGCACGGUCAUGCGCUGGACGGGGGGAACCGUUGAUACGAACAGGGUAGUAGAAGAGGCUUGGAAAGCGAGGUGGUUAAAGGAACGGGACGGCAGGGCAAUCACCAGGCCGGCGGACGACUUUGACCAUCAGCAGGAGACGCUAUUCCGGAACGAAACCCUAAGGAGGCACGACGGUCUCAGCAAGGCGAAAAGCUCACUGCUGAUUCAAAUCCGGACGGGAGCAAUAGGCUUACGGGACUUCUUAUUUACACGGGGAGUCCCGGAGGUUCUGACUCCUGCCUGCGAGUGUGGCGAGGGACGAGAGACUGCCGAACACCUGGUAGUGCGGUGUUUGGCCCCACCGUUGACUAGAAGAUGGGAGAGAACUGGAAUUCGGACACGACGGGACUUUUACUCUGUUCUACACGGCAUCAAUCCCACGACUACACGGCUCGCGAGGAGAGUUCUCGACUGGCUGAUGGACUCGGGGAAGCUGCCGAUGUACAACUUAGCCAGGAGGCUCGAGCGCCCCCGUUCGGAGGCCAGGAGGCCUCCUCUCUUUGUAUAUGUAGGCUCACUAAAACGCAUCGCUCCUUGA
Molecule: messenger RNA, 1146 nt
Organism: Chaetomium globosum CBS 148.51
Lineage: Eukaryota; Fungi; Ascomycota; Sordariomycetes; Sordariales; Chaetomiaceae
Exons: 2
Coding region: 1-1146 (381 amino acids)
Source: RefSeq, a predicted model, not a curated record